CAAUUUGUUGCAAUGACUUAGAGUUAUUAUAUAUUUUUCUGUUUCCAUUCUUUGAAUAUCUUCUGUAUUAAUAGAUAGUUUUCAUUAUGAAUGUUGCAUGCAUCUACCAGUUGAUUGUUUGUUUUCUGUCUUUCUUUAUUUUCUGGAGUGGAGCCAAGUGGAGCAAUUUCCGGUACAUGCUACCAUAACAUGACUCCGGUUUGGUUUUGAAAGUGUCUUCCUCUUUCCAUCCAUAAUGAUAAUCCUCUUAAGUAAAUAAAGGUGAAAUAAAAGAAGAAAAACCCAAUCAAGGAAGCUAAUUUGGUAUAAGGCAACUUGGUCUGGACUUGAUCAGAUAUGAGCUUAACCAUGCUUAAUGACCCCUCUUGUUCAAUAAACUAGUGACAGACUAACCACCCUACAUGUGAAACUGAUGGAAUCAUGCAACAUGAGCAUGUCUUGGAAGGUCAUAUUUCCAUACCUAUUUUCAAAUAUGUGUUCGACAUGGAUGUUGAACAAAAGUCCUUCAAGCAAAAUGAAGAGUUAGAGCAACAUAGUUGGAAGGACAAAAACAAAUCAGAGUACUUGUUCAACUUUGGAUUAUGGAUGUAAAUGAGAGAAAACCGAAAGCAAGGAGAUCGUUCUUGCCACAUAAGAUCUUUCUUCCCAAGAAAACGACUAAAGAAGUCUUCCGACAAUUAUUGCUAUUCGGACUUAUUACCAUAAUGCAAUCUUGCUAUUUACGGAAUCAUGUUGUGAUGCUCGAAAUUACCUUGUUCAUUUGGCUGCUGUCAUUGUAGUGGAAGCUUGCACUGCUGCAGGGUCAUCAAGCUAAACCGAUCAGGACUUUGUCGGCAUUUUUCUUACUGAGACUAAUCCAAAUAGAUUUUGCCAACACAUUAAUAAAGAUGGUCCAAGACUUAUUUCCACAUCUAUUUCGGAAUUUGGCUGUUAGAAGCUUACCUCUUGCAUGCAUAUCUAAUUCCUUGAAUAAACCGACGCCUCUUAACUUGAACAUGUCCUUACCUUCGGUUCGAGAUAUUAGGUGGAAUUUUUCUCGGAUACUGUAUUUAUUCAACAUUCAACUGGACAAAAAUAUUGCUACGUUUCUUUUGGCUCUCCUUGUAGCAUGCUUUUCAUUCGUUGUUGUAGGUGGAAUCCUCUUCUUCAGGUUUAGGGGUAAAUCACAAUCUCUCGAGGAUUGCUGCUGGGAGGCGUGGUCAUGCCUUAUUUCAUCGUCAUCCCAUUUAAGACUAAGAACGCGAACCGAACGUAUUCUUGGCUUCAUUCUUGCUAUAUGGGGGAUAUUAUUUUACUCUCGGUUGUUAAGCACAAUGACAGAACAAUUCCGAAACAACAUGCAAAAACUCCGGGAAGGUGCACAAGUGCAAGUUUUGGAGAAUGAUCAUAUCAUCAUUUGUGGUGUAAACAGCCGUCUGGCUUUCAUACUACAGCAGCUGAAUAAUUAUCACAAAUUUGCCGUGCGAUUAGGUACUGCUACAGUCAGGAGGCAAAGAAUUCUUCUUUUGGCGGAUCUUCCAAGGAAGCAAAUAGACAAGCUGGCGGACAACAUUGCCAAGGAUCUUAUUCAUAUUGAUAUCCUUUCAAAGAGUUGUAGCCUUAGUUUGACGAAAUCAUUUGAAAGAGCAGCAGCUAAUAAGGCACGCGCCAUUAUCAUUCUUGCGACAAAAGGAGAUCAGUAUGGAGUUGAUACAGAUGCGUUUCUCUCCGUACUAGCACUUCAACCUAUUCCCAAGAUGGAAUCCAUUCCCACGAUUGUCGAGGUUUCAAAUUCCAAUACAUGUGAGCUCUUGAAGUCAAUCUCCGGACUGAAAGUAGAGCCAGUGGAAAAUGUUUCUUCUAAACUAUUUGCUCAAUGUUCUCGGCAAAAGGGGCUCAUAAAGAUCUACAGGCACUUGCUUAAUUACCAAAAAAAUGUAUUCAGUCUUCACCAUUUUCCGAGUCUAACCGGGUUGACAUAUAGACAAAUACGACAAGGGUUUCAAGAGGCAGUUGUUUGUGGUCUUUAUCGGAAUGGUAGGAUAUACUUCCACCCUGGAGAUGAUGAAGUUCUUCAGGAAAUGGACAAAGUAUUGUUAAUUGCCCCUAUUAACAGGACAGCAAAACAACAACUUGUAACCAACAUGCAAAAAGCUUCAGAAGUUUCGAGAAAUAAUGCGGAGACCCAAACUCAUGCUUUAGAAUUGAGAAAAGAACGAAUGUUAAAUAUCGUGAAACGUACCAAGAAACGAGGAUCAAAGGCAUCAGACCAAAGACUAGGUCCCAAAGAAUGCAUACUUUUGCUUGGGUGGCGACCAGAUGUUGUUCAAAUGAUUGAAGAGUACGAUAAUUAUCUCGGACUGGGAAGCAUUGUGGAAAUAUUAUCAGACGUACCGUUAGAAGAAAGGAAGAAGGCAAGCUCCAUGUCUGGUCAAAGAAAACUAAAAAAUGUCGAGGUUAUCCAUAGGAUCGGGAACCCAAUGAACUAUGAUAACUUAGAGGAAACCAUAAUGGAUAUACAAAAUUCUCACAAGAAAGGGGGUCAUAUUCCUUUUUCUAUUCUUGUGAUUUCCGAUAGAGAAUGGCUUCUCGGAGAUCCAUCGAGGGCAGACAAGCAAUCUGCGUACUCACUUCUUCUUGCAGAAAACAUUUGCAACAAACUUGGAGUGACUGUCCAAAAUCUAGUUGCGGAGAUUGGCGACUCAAAAUUGGGCAAACAAAUUACAAGAUUCAAGCCAACCUUGACGUACAUCGCAGCAGAGGAAGUGAUGAGUCUCGUAACAGCUCAAGUGGCCGAACACAGCGAACUGAAUGAGGUUUGGAAAGACAUUUUGAAUGCUGAAGGCGAUGAAAUAUACAUAAAGGAUAUUGGCCUCUACAUGAAAGAAGGGGAGAACCCGUCCUUCAUGGAGCUAUCGGAAAGGGCAUGUUUGCGGCGAGAAGUUGCCAUCGGAUAUAUAAAGAACAACAAGAAGGUCAUAAAUCCAAAUCCUAAAACAGAACCUUUGUCCUUUGAAAUGACGGAUUCGUUAAUAGUGAUAUCGGAGCUUGAAGGAGAGCAACCUAUUGUUGUUUAGACUUUACCCAUUUUGUUGUUUAAAAUUUCAGUAGUUCAUGUAUUUCCAAUAAAUUUUAUGGUGUCGGCUUCAUAACUCUGUGCAUGGCUGAGUUGAAUAGGAGAUGACAGAAAUUAGCCAAAAGGUAAGUAUUUUGAAAAUUCAUGCUCUACCCAUUCGAGAAUUCGACACUCUUUUCUGAACUGAAUCGGCAUAUCAGUUAGGAAUAAGGGUUGGAUUGGUUGACCUAAAAAUCGGUUGAACCAGUUGAUUCGGUAGUUUUUAAUUUUCAAAUUUUUUUAAUAAUUUAUCUAA
This is a messenger RNA of Gossypium raimondii (Peruvian cotton), 3350 nucleotides long. RefSeq names its product putative ion channel POLLUX-like 2. The transcript has 22 exons. Gene Ontology annotation, biological process: monoatomic ion transport. The record is from RefSeq and is a predicted model, not a curated record. Bases 888 to 3056 code for a protein of 722 amino acids. NCBI's taxonomy places the organism in Eukaryota, Viridiplantae, Streptophyta, Magnoliopsida, Malvales, Malvaceae.